AUGAUGGAAUACGCCCAAUACCAGCAACAACCGCAAAACGCACACUCACAACCACACAUUCAGACGGGUUACCCGAACUCUGCAGGCGGCAACAGCAUCAACUCGGCCUCUUCUCAGCACCUAUCGCAAACAUCGCCCAUCCUCCCUUCACAACAGCACCAGCCAUCUCCGACGCAGACACACAACAUGUACCAGACUCAGUACGCUGUUCCUCAGCAAAGCAUGCAUUAUGGCAUGCCGGGUAUCCAGGCUGCAGCUAUGGCUGCGACGGCGGCCGCUUCGGGUUCUUCCUAUCCCUACAUGGCGUCGGACCCUAGCCUGCAGCAGUCGCCUAGGAUGUCGGGCGUCAACGCGAAGAAGGACGCUAGGGCAGGGCCGCGGUCGCCACAGCAGAUGAAUACGAUGCCUCAGCAGCGGCGACUCAGCCAGGUCGCGAGCCCGGGGGUUGGAAAUGCGCCCACGAUGUUGAACCACGCGGGUGCGCGCUCGGCAGUCCCCCCUCCGAUGACCGCGGCCCAGCAAAUGCCACCGCCGCAGUCACCCGAGAUAGCGUCUGGAGUCGUGGAGGAAUCGCCCCUCUACGUCAACGCUAAGCAGUUUCACCGCAUUCUCAAGCGGAGGGUUGCCCGGCAAAAACUCGAGGAGGCACUUCGGCUGACUAGUAAAGGCCGGAAGCCUUACCUCCAUGAGUCGAGACAUAACCACGCUAUGCGACGGCCGCGCGGACCUGGAGGGCGCUUCUUGACGGCCGAAGAAGUUGCGCAGAUGGAGAAGGACAAGUCGGGUGGUGCAAACCCAGGGGGCAAAACGGAAGGCUCCGAGCAGACAAGCACGAAGACGGCGACCGGAGCGACGAAACGGAAGUCAGAUGGCAACAGUGCCGCCACAACUACAUCAAAGAAGGCAAAGAGAACGGCGGCGUCGAGCCCCGAGGAGGAGGAGGACGAUGAAGACGAAUGA
Molecule: messenger RNA, 960 nt
Organism: Chaetomium strumarium
Lineage: Eukaryota; Fungi; Ascomycota; Sordariomycetes; Sordariales; Chaetomiaceae
Product: CCAAT-binding transcription factor (CBF-B/NF-YA) subunit B-domain-containing protein
Exons: 1
Coding region: 1-960 (319 amino acids)
Biological process (GO): regulation of transcription by RNA polymerase II
Cellular component (GO): CCAAT-binding factor complex
Molecular function (GO): DNA-binding transcription factor activity, RNA polymerase II-specific
Source: RefSeq, a predicted model, not a curated record